UUAACUUUUCCAAUGAGUCCGUUCUAAAGGGAAAGUAUGAGUCUCUCUCUCUCUUUGUGUGUGUCUCUCUAUUUCUCUCUAUUACUCUAGCUCUUGCAUACUGGUCAUCCAUUCUUCUUGGGUUAUGUAGCCUAAUCUCUUUGUGUUAUAAAAGAUGGGUGUUUAAAAUUUAGAGAAAGAAAAUGGUAGUUACCCAUGGUGGCUGUAUGCAUUUUCCACGCAAUGGCGAAAAUCAUGACCUAAUUAAAAAAAGAAGUGUCAGUUAUUUUGAGCAUGAAAAGUGUGCCGUUUGUUCGUACAUCUUCAAUCGAAAUGCCUAAAUCCUCAAAGAACUGUCUUGUACCGUCGGGUGUAAUCAUGAAAGAAGAAAGAGGUCAGUUUCUGUUUGUUUCACAGUCAGUGAAUAGAAGCUUACAUGUAGACAUUGGCAGGUGCGUUAAUGACGGUGGGCCGCGUAUGAAUAGUGGUGGUGGCAGUGGGUUCUGGCUUAGUGUCGAUGGGUAUUUGGUGAUGAUGGGAAUGAUGGGUAUUAGAUCUUUUACGUUUGGUUUGGGAAGGGGAGUGCUGGUUGCCUGCCGUACUGCUUUGUUUCGAGCCCAUGGGAUAAUGUUCAAAAGAUGUUGUAGUCGAAUAGAAAGCGAAGUUUCGCUUCAGUGA
This is a messenger RNA of Mucor mucedo, 657 nucleotides long. RefSeq lists its product as uncharacterized. The coding region runs from base 274 to 657 and encodes 127 amino acids. The record is from RefSeq and is a predicted model, not a curated record. Lineage: Eukaryota; Fungi; Mucoromycota; Mucoromycetes; Mucorales; Mucoraceae. The transcript has 2 exons.